Oryctolagus cuniculus (rabbit) is the source of this 571-nucleotide messenger RNA. Lineage: Eukaryota; Metazoa; Chordata; Mammalia; Lagomorpha; Leporidae. The record is from RefSeq and is a predicted model, not a curated record.
AUGGCUUGCAGUGGUGGAACCCUAGAAGAGCCAGUGUCUCAGAAGAGGCUGGAUGCAAUCCAUCUCGUCAGCUCCACGAAAAUAAAUACUUGGACGAUAUUCUCAACAGAGGGCUGGUCCCUACUUUGUUACAAAGAGAAAGGAGCUGAGGGUCACACUGAGCGGCUAGCUGCUUCAGGGGCAUCGUCAGGUGUCAGCACCAAGGCCGAAGACAUCAAGACCAAAAUCAAGAACUACAAGACCGCUCCGUUUGACAGCCGCUUCCCCAACCAGAACCAGACCAGGAACUGCUGGCAGAACUACCUGGACUUCCACCUCUGCGAGAAGGCGAUGACCGCAAAAGGGGGUGACAUCUCUGUGUGCGAGUGGUACCGGCGUGUGUACAAGUCUCUCUGCCCCAUCUCCUGGGUCUCCGCCUGGGACGAACGCCGAGCCAAAGGCACGUUUCCUGGGAAGAUCUGAACUGGCCCCACCCACUCCUGUACCUCCGCCCCGCUCCCAGGGUGGGAAAGGGGGACCUGCCCUGGGACCCUGAAUCAUGACUGAGCUAAUAAUAAAAACUCACUAGCGA